Molecule: messenger RNA, 1388 nt
Organism: Triplophysa rosa
Lineage: Eukaryota; Metazoa; Chordata; Actinopteri; Cypriniformes; Nemacheilidae
Gene: lrrc59
Product: leucine rich repeat containing 59
Exons: 8
Coding region: 134-1084 (316 amino acids)
Molecular function (GO): protein binding
Source: RefSeq, a predicted model, not a curated record
GUCAACUGCUACUCCUGGCACAAGCGAGUAAUGACGUGGAUUAUCAUCCAUUGCUGUGGCAAAUCUGUUAGCUGACUCUCCACAUCAACACUUUGGACUGUUUCUGAGCAUAUUUAACAAGUAAGGAAGCAGCAUGAAUAAAGGCAAAGUUGAGAACCUUAAAGACAAAAUUGAUGGCAACGAGGUUGAUCUCAGUCUCAGUAACCUUACUGAGGUGCCAGUUAAGGAGCUGGCUGCAUUUCCAAAAGCAACAGCUUUGGAUCUAUCCUGUAAUAACCUCACAACCUUGACUCUUGAAUUCUGUAACCUGACUCACCUUGUCAAAAUCGAUCUCAGCAAGAAUCAGCUUGUCUGCUUACCAGAAGAAAUCGGACAGCUCUGUAACCUCCAGCAUCUGGAUUUAUACAACAACAAACUGAGAAAGCUUCCCGUCAGCUUCUCGCAACUAAGGAGUCUGAAAUGGCUGGAUUUGAAGGAUAACCCAUUGGAGGCAACCUUGGCCAAGGCUGCAGGUGAUUGCUUAGAUGAGAAACAGUGCAAACAGUGUGCGUCCAUGGUUCUCCAGCAUAUGAAGGUCCUUCAGGAGGAAGCAGACAGGGAACGAGAACGUCGGCUGUUAAAGGAGAGAGAACAAGAAAAGAAAAAAGAAGCUAAGCAGAGGGAAAGGGAAGCCAGGGAAAGAGAGGCACAGAAAAAGAAGAAAGCUGAUGAAAAGGAGAAAAAGAGGCAGGAGUAUCAGGCUCAGAUGUCUGCUUUCGCCGCUCAAGAACAACAGAAAAAAAAGAGGGAAGAGAAGAAAAAGAAAGCUGCUCAAAAUGACGGUAAAAAGACCAAAUCAGAGUCUGUGUCCAAAGGCAAGCGGUCCAUGUGCUCCUUGUUCUUCUCUUUCCUCCUGAAACUCCUCCUUCUGCUGAUUGUGGGAGUUUCAAGCGUUUUAGCAGUUUGUCAGUUGACUGAACUGAGAAAAGAAGCAUACUGUGUUCCACUAAAUGUACACUUUGAGGAAACCUUGAGAUGGGCUCAGGGUCUGGACAUCGUGCAGCAAGUCAUUCAAAAAAUGUCUGAUCUCAGAGCGUGGGAUUGACAUGUCUGUCAAUAAUCCAUCCUGCCCUGGAUCUGAGCCGGCAUGCAAUGCAUUGGGACCAAGUCACAGAUCUGUCUCUGCAAAUUCCUAUGGAAUUGAUUUUCUCUUAUUUUUGAAAUGAUCAUUAAUACUAUGGAUCAGUCUGUGAAUAAUAAUCUGGCCCGUGUGUCUUUAAACUGCCAAAACAGGACAGGAAAAUAACUUGAAAACUUCAAGAAGCAGUUUAUGAGUUAUUACAUUUGUGACCUUUGUAGUCCGAUGUACCACAACAUAUUAUAAUAAAGGUUUUGAUGAAUUUUCAUAA